CGGUCGUGCGCUGUACACUGAUUGGUCCGUCGUGCUUACGAUAAUUAAAAAUAGUGAACUGUUAGAUCUUUGUUGUUUCGAUUUGUGGCACUCAUGAAUUUACAUAUUUUGUCAACUAAAAACUGACGUAAAUGUUGUGUUAUUGGUGAUUUAUGAAUUUGUUAUUGGGUGUUGUGAUGUGUUUUUGAGAUGUGAUGGCCUCUAAGAUCAGGAUGGCAAUUUGGAUACGAAAUAUUAUAAGACUGGUGCUGGUUUUGAACCUGUUCCAUCUUGGAUCCCCUCAGACCACGGUGUCUACACCUUCUAUCACGCCAUACCCUUCAGAGGUCCACCAGAUGAUACAACAGAGGAUAGUGAAGGGCCAGCCAGGGUCGUGGUCUUCAUGGUCACCCUGGACCCCUUGUACGAGGUCGUGUGGGGGAGGAGUUACCAUACAGACCAGGGAGUGCCGGUCCAAGCCUCUUGGAAGGCACAGAAGAAGAGUUCACUCAAUCGAGACGCAACAUCACUGUGUAGGCUUGUACAAAAGAAUACACAUCUGUAACACGAAGGAAUGCCCGGGCACGACGGACUUCAGACAAGAACAAUGUUCGCGCUACGACGGUCAGGAGUUCUUAGGAAGAGCUUACACUUGGGAGCCGUUCAUGGAAGCUCCCAACCAGUGUGCUCUCAACUGUCGGGCGAAGGGGUUCCGAUUCUACGCCACCCUGAACGCCUCAGUAGAGGAUGGUACUCCUUGCAGAGGAUACAUCAUAGGCCACGACACCGACCGCUGGGUCUGCAUAGCUGGACAGUGCAAGCACGUUGGAUGCGACGGUGUGGUUGGCUCCGACCAAAGAUACGACUCAUGUGGAGUGUGUGGGGGCAACAACAGCACCUGUCGGGUCAUAUCUGGACUUUUCACACAACCUCAGUUGCCUGUGGGGUACAACCUCAUCACCCAAAUACCUCAGGCAGCUUGCAACCUCACCAUUACCGAAUUGAAACGCAGCAGAAACUAUCUAGCUCUUCGAAAGGUUGACGGGACCUUUAUCCUGAAUGGCAACUGGGCAAUAAACUGGUCUGGGCAGUUUGAUGCUCUGGGGACCCAGUUUACGUACCACAGAGAAGACGAAGAUAUAUCAGAGUCCAUAACAUCGCCUGGGCCCUUAGCAGAGCCUCUGGAUCUCAUGGUAAUAUACCAGCAACCCAACCCUGGGAUCAGGUACCAGUACCAACUGCCAGUGACACCCCAAGACAACGCCAUUGGUGUCUAUAAGUCCAGGGACUCUCCUAUGGCAACACUGCUCAGACAAGCAGAUGCCCCAUCACCUCCGAAAGAAAAAGUAAACGAUAAAAAUGUUGAAACCAGGUUCAAUGGGAAACUAUUUCCAUAUGGAAACAAUGUCCUUGGUUCAGAACUUCAAGGUUAUUCUGGGGAUGAGGCUCCCAAACCGAAACCGAAAGGAAAGAAACGAAAAUUCGCUUGGAAGAUAACUGGGUUCUCAGAAUGCUCUAAAUCUUGUGGCGGAGGAGUUCAGACUGCUGUGGUUGUCUGCAUCCGGGAACACAAUCAGCUGAAGGUCCCGGAUAAAAGAUGCGCCAGUCUGGUGAAACCAUCUGCACAAGUGAUGCGGUGCAACUUAAAACCAUGUGUAGCAGAGUGGGUAGGCGGAGAAUGGAGCGAGUGCUCAGUCACGUGUGGCGAAGGAGUGCAGUCCAGAGAGAUCCUAUGUAGACAGCAGAUCACCCCCACCCUGACCAUGACAGUGGCGGAGGGUGCAUGUCUAACCCCUCCAUCCCCUCUCCUCACACGGACCCGUCCUUGUCAGAGACCGUCGUGUGGGGUGGGGACACCAGUCGCUACUGCGGGGCAGUGGACCGUCGGGGCUUGGAGUCAGUGUUCUGCCAAGUGUGGUCAAGGUGUUCAGACAAGAAGCGUUCUGUGUCCGUCGGGAGAUUGUAACGUCAACGAGCGACCAGCUACUGAGACAUCGUGUACACUCCCUCCAUGUCAGACACACAGACACUCGCAUGUGUGGCUGUACACUGACUGGACCCAGGAGUGCUCAGAGAGUUGUGGCACUGGUGUACAGAAGCGCAGAAUCGUCUGUUCUGCGGGGCCCAAGAUGGAGAAUCUGUGUGAUGUUAGUCUGCGGCCUGACAACCAAAGAUCGUGUUCCAGCGACAAGCAAUGUGGAGCCCUCUGGUUCACAGGCCCUUGGAGCCCGUGUACUGCCAGCUGUGGCUGGGGGAAGCAGACUCGAAGCAUCAUCUGUGUAUCCAAGCCGCAGGGAGGAGGACAGAUGUUCCCAACAGCUGAUGACAAUUGUAGAGCGAGCGACAAACCAGCGGCCGAGCAGCAGUGCAAACUGCAACCUUGCGGUGCCGAGUGGUACAUGGGAGAAUGGUCUCAGUGCUCGAGAUCUUGUGACACAGGCGUGCAGCGUCGGGACGUCAGGUGUUUGGACGAGUCCCAACAAGUGGGGAUGGGAUGCAGUGAGACUUCCAAGCCACCAUCACGACGCUCUUGCAACUCACACAAGUGCCCUAACAUAGAGAGUGAGAAAAAAGACAGCAGUGUUCAGACGAAUGAGAGCCUGAGAGACCAGCCUCAGAUUCAAAAUGUGACAAAACCAGAGGACGGAGACUGCAAAGACAGGUUCCGCAACUGCCAUCUUGUGGUUCAAGCAAGACUGUGCAAGUACAAGUACUACCGAAGCUCUUGCUGUCAGGCUUGCCAACAGCACAAACUGUGAGACACGGAGCAGACUGCCCAACUUGACAAACUGUUAACAAUCGUCAGCAAGAGCACCAGAUUGACAGACUGUUAAAUAAUCUGCUCUUGCGCAAACUGUGAACGAUCUACGAAUCAGUCUUGCCAUUCCACUAUCAUCACAAUCACUGUCGAUGUUCCGUUUUUCAUUUGAUGUUUUCUAGAUUUACGCUUGUUACUUUCUUUUACUCUCUUGUAUUUUUAUAAAUUUUAUGUACCCGCAUCCCACCACAAGAUUGUAAUUGUGUAAAUAGCAUUGAGUUUGUACAUUUUACCUUACUUCAGUAUUCGCUGGUCUUUGAAGUAGAGAAGUCAAAUGACCAGAUAUAGAGUUAUGUAAUUAUGUUAGUUUGAAUUAUGUAAAUGCUGUAAAUCUAGCUAUUAAUAUAUGUACUUAUAUGUGUUAAGCUGUAUAUUAAUUCUUUAGUUGAUUUUUAAGGUUUUAUUUUUAGGAUUUAAAGUGUUCAUUUUUAUAGAAGUAUAGCACACUAAAUGUAUUUUUUAUUUAUGUUGUCAUAAGUCAUAACAGGGAAAAUCUGAAUCUUACUAAGUAAGUAACUUUUAUACUCGUAAAAACACUUUCUAAAGAUGUUGGUAAAGACUGAUUAAGUUUCAACAUAAUAGGAUGUUUUUUUUUUUUAUUAUGUAGAACCCUGCUCAAAAAAACUGAAUUACAGUGAUUUUAUUGCCAACCUUCUUCUGCUUUUUAGCAUUACUGAAUUUGCAACAACAUAAUUUACAAAUACUUUUAUUCACACAUUCAUUGGACUAAUAAAACGCUCUACAAAUGUUCAAGAAAAUUCGAAGCAUAUUACGUGUUAUGAUCUUAAUGGACACACAUGGUUCAAACAUUUAUUCUUUUAACAAUAAUGGUUAAAGAUGUUAUUUAUUUUUACCAUUUUUUUUUUUUACCUUAUUUAAUAUUGGUAGGAAUAUUUAUCAAUCCUAAUUAUAGUUACUAUCACUUGCAUCACUGUUAAUUUAGUUUUUUUUUUAUUUUGGGUACUUGUAAACGCUCAUAAAGUGCUACAGCCCAGGGAUUUUAAAAUCAUUCAGUGAGGCAUAAUGGUGGGUCAAUAGAUGUGCCAACUAAAAUUAUUAAUCCUAAAUAGUCCUAUGACAAAAAGAAAUUGGCAACCAUCAUGCCAGUAGGGCAAAGCAUCCUAAUAGUACUCCUUCCCCAUCCAAAACUUAAUAAAUGAAAUAUUAUAAGGGUUAUUGAGUGUAAAUUAUACAUUUUCUAACAUAGCCUAUAAAGUUGACUGGAUUUGUGUUUGACCUUGUAAAAUUUUUAUUUUACGAGAAGGCUCAGAACCAAACCUUUCAGUAUCCCUCCUUGAAAUCCUAGCACUAGUAUUCAAUUUUCAGAAAAAGAUAAGUCUAGUAAAAAUAUUAUUGAUUUAAUCUGAAUAACAUAAAUUACUAACUCAAAAUUUAAUGGUUUCAAAAUGACCCCAUCGAUCUCUUAAACCUUCAACAUAAACAGAAUUCUAGAUUUUUUUCCACCCCAAAUCAGCGAUUCCAUAAAGUACCAGAAAUUUUUUGUAGAUUUUUUUAACACUUUGUAGAAAACGUGAAAUUUUUUAAAUAACUUUUCACCUUUUUUUACCAAAGAACAAGAUUUUAUUUCAAAAUAUGAAAAACUUGAAUUACCUAUACACUUUUUAGUAUUUUCUGUCAAUAUACGUUCACUGGAAAUAAAAAUGACAUGAUUUUGUCUAAGGUUGGCUUUUUGGACAAAGUGGAGAAAUAUUUGUAAGACCGAACAAUUUUAAUCUAAGUUUCAUAAGCUCUCAUUUGUUGACAAAGUUAAAACUAGUUUUUCAUUAUGUUUGUGGAUGUUUCAAGCAAUUUUUUUUUAUUUCUUUAUGAUUGCCCGUCAAACUUCUUAAAAAAGUCUUUUAAGCCUUUCUGAUGACUGGGAUGUCAAGUAAUUGGUCUGGAUUUUAAAACCUUUCGCUUCUCUAUCGCCGGUCAGUAUGUUACAGCCAUUUUAUUAGGAAUAACUCUUUUUCAAUGAUUUAUUUUUUUUAUCACUUAAUUGUAAGAUGUCUGUUUUGUUUCAUGUAACAACUUCAAUCUGGGAUCAUAGUUAUGUACUAAAAAGUUAAAAUACAGAUUAUUCUCAUUUAAAAUGUUUAUGCUUGGUUAUUAAUAAUGUUUAACUUGAUUAUUAAUUGAACUACACAUACAUUUUAUUACACUCUUACUAAAUCAACAAAUACCAAAGGAAGUGUCUUAAGAUGUAUAGGGAUGAGUUGUUUGUUUAAUUUAACAAUUAACACAGUUUUGUAGAUUUAAUUCACUCUAUUAUUAUUUAUUAAUUAAUCUGCUGCUAAUUAAAAGUAUUAUCUGGUAUUCUUAACAAUAACUUUGAGAGGAUUAUUUAAUGAUCACAAGAUGAAUUAGUCAUCGUUAGCUUGAUUAUUUCAGUUUAGCUCUUAAACAAACAAUAUUGUAGUUUUUUAUAGAACAUUAAAUUGAAUUUAAAUUUUAUAGCAAUCAAAUUAGGAAUGAGUAGGAGUUUUGUUGUAUCAUCCCAUUACCUGGUCCCAUGGACACUGUAAUAUAUUUGUAUAAAUCUCCUUGUCAAAAUGAGCAAGACAAGUUUUCAUUCUUUAUAAAAGUGUUUUAAGAAAAAGCUGUGAUGUGAACUAGAUAACAUUAUAGGAUACCAAUAAAAU
Messenger RNA from Macrosteles quadrilineatus (aster leafhopper), 5439 nucleotides. Its product is annotated as thrombospondin type-1 domain-containing protein 4-like. The record is from RefSeq and is a predicted model, not a curated record. Gene Ontology annotation, cellular component: extracellular matrix. The transcript is spliced from 19 exons. Gene Ontology annotation, molecular function: metalloendopeptidase activity. Bases 195 to 2738 code for a protein of 847 amino acids. Gene Ontology annotation, biological process: extracellular matrix organization. Lineage: Eukaryota; Metazoa; Arthropoda; Insecta; Hemiptera; Cicadellidae.